ACACAACACAGAGGGUAAUGCUAAUACCCCAAAAAAGUAAAAGGGUGGGUCAUGAUAUUAUGACAUAAAAUUUCCCAACAAAGAAAAGAAAGAAAGAAAGAAAAUCAAACGCAAACAAACUCAAUUCAACUCACUCUCCCACCACACCACACAGCAUAGAGAUCUAUUCGCUUCUCUCUGCAAAAGUAAAAAGCUUUGCAAGCAAGCACCCCAACAUCUAAAAACCCAGAAAAAGAAAAGGCCAUUUCUUUACAUCUUCCAUGACCUGGGUAAGGUUUGUCUCUGAGUGAAUCAGACAAACCUUUCCUCACUCUACACACAAAAAAAACUACCCCAUUCUCUCUCUCUCUCUCUAUAUCUAUUUUUGUUACAUCUCUUUCUGCCAGCUCUUUGUACCAACAUGCCAUUGCAAAGUUUGGGUUUGCAAAUUUGCAUUCGUACUGAAGGAUGAGGAAGAAUGGGUGGCAGCUACCUUAUCAUCCUCUCCAGGUGGUGGCUAUUGCUGUGUUUAUGGCUCUGGGGUUUGCCUUCUAUGUGUUCUUUGCUCCUUUUGUUGGGAAGAAGAUGUAUCAGUAUGUUGUUAUGGGUCUCUACACACCCCUGAUCACUUGUGUCUUUGGAUUGUACAUUUGGUGUGCAGCAUCUGACCCUGCAGAUCCUGGGGUUUUCAAGUCCAAAAAAUAUCUUAAAAUUCCAGAUAGCAAAAAGCUUGAUGGACUCAAGAAUUCUAAACUAGGAGGCGAAUCAACUUCGUCAAUGCAUGAUGGAAAUGCUUCAACUGUUGGACCAAAAUCGGUCGAUAAGGAAGAAUUGGGAACUGAAGCAAGUUUUAAAGAUGCUGCUAUUUCUACAGAGAAGAAAAAUGCAUCAUCACCUUCUUUGUCCCGUCUCCUAUUGGUUUGCUCUCCUUGUGCUUAUAUAUGUGGUUGCUCAAGUUCAAGUAACGAAUCUUCUGAUCAACAAGCAAGUGAAGAUGGCAUGUUCUAUUGCAGUUUGUGUGAAGUUGAGGUCUUCAAGUAUAGCAAGCAUUGUAGAGUUUGUGACAAGUGUGUUGAUCGCUUUGAUCAUCAUUGCAGGUGGCUGAACAACUGUAUUGGGAAAAGGAACUACAGAAAAUUUUUCACCCUUAUGGUUGCUUCUCUCCUCUUGCUUAUUCUUCAGUGGUUGACUGGGAUACUUGUGCUUAUCUGCUGUUUUGUUGAGAAGAAGAAAUUUUCUGUGGAUAUCUCCUCCAAAUUGGGGAGCAGUUUCUCUCUGGUUCCCUUCGUUAUUGUGGUGGCAGUUUGCACCAUUUUGGCUAUGAUUGCUACCCUACCCCUUGCUCAGCUGUUCUUCUUUCAUAUUCUUCUCAUUAAAAAGGGAAUCACCACAUAUGAUUACAUCAUAGCUUUGAGGGAGCAGGAGCAGGAGCAACAAGGCAUUGGAGGUCAGCAGAGUCCCCAAAUGUCGCCUGUUAGCUCCCUUACUGGAAUGAGCAGUGCAAGCUCUUUUUCUACUUUCCAUCGUGGAGCAUGGUGCACACCCCCGCGUCUGUUCCUUGAAGAUCAGCUUGAUGUAGUGCCCCCAGAAACGGCUUCUGUAAGUUCACUGGGAAAGAAGACAAUGAGAGACGAGCCGGUUAAGAAAAAGAAUCCCGGAGCAGUCAAAAUCAGUCCAUGGACGCUGGCACGGUUGAAUGCAGAAGAGGUUUCCAAGGCUGCUGCAGAAGCAAGAAAAAAAUCAAAGAUUCUUCAGCCCGUGGCAAGGCAUAAUAACGAGCCAUUCAGGCUGGAGCCAGAUCGCAACUCUGGCAGCAGUGGCCGGCGAAUGAGCCCUAGGAUUGAGACCAACAGAAGACGGCCCGGUAAACGGAUUCGCCUGCCUGCCGACUUGCAUAUGGAGGCCAUACCAAAAUUUUCUGCCAGCAACAUUGACAAAGGCUUCAUUGGAACAUCUAGUUUGGCGCCUCUCCCGCCCAAAGCACGGAGCGUGUUUCAACCAAGUCAAGCAGUGUCAAGCUCAGCCGGGAUGGUUGCCUCCUCUCCUGAAAGCAGUCUAGACUCGCCUGACAUUCACCCGUUUCGUGUGUCUUCCACCGAAGCUGAAGAAGCAAGAAGGCUUUCCGAUCUUUCUGCUGCUGCCGACGUGAACCUGAAGGGAAUCCCUCUGUCAAGGUCAACUAGUGAUGGGUAUGAGGCCUCUGGUGGGGAAGAUAGUGACAGGGUUCCCACCAGGAUUGUUCAGAGGUCCACAAAUUGGACUAAUAUGCUCUUCAGUGCUGAUCAGUACGAGAGACCUUUUGAGCCAAAAUCAUCAUCUAGCGUGGUUUAUAGCAGAAAGUUGUGACCAAUUUGGGUGUUAAUUAGACAAAACUAUUAUCAGAUUAUAUUGAUGGGAAUUGUUCAUUCUUUGAUUUGUGAGCCCAAAGGUACUCUCUCACCUUCAACAACCCUUAACUCUCUCACCUUCAACAACCCUUAACUCUCUCACCUUCUUGAGGUUGAGUUGAUGCCCCUCAAAGUUUUUGGGGUAGGCUAAGUGGGAAGUGGGAACCCAUGUACAAAGGUUUAGGUCACAGGAGCUGAUUGAGUAUCCCAAUAUAUUGUUUUGUGCUCCUUAUUUUGUUAAAAUUUUAACCAAAUAAGUCUUCUCAUA
Messenger RNA from Glycine soja, 2634 nucleotides. RefSeq names its product probable protein S-acyltransferase 22. Gene Ontology annotation, biological process: peptidyl-L-cysteine S-palmitoylation; protein targeting to membrane. Lineage: Eukaryota; Viridiplantae; Streptophyta; Magnoliopsida; Fabales; Fabaceae. Gene Ontology annotation, cellular component: endoplasmic reticulum; Golgi apparatus. Bases 448 to 2325 code for a protein of 625 amino acids. The record is from RefSeq and is a predicted model, not a curated record. Gene Ontology annotation, molecular function: protein-cysteine S-palmitoyltransferase activity. The transcript has 10 exons.